Molecule: messenger RNA, 1725 nt
Organism: Lasiodiplodia theobromae
Lineage: Eukaryota; Fungi; Ascomycota; Dothideomycetes; Botryosphaeriales; Botryosphaeriaceae
Product: Dihydrouridine synthase family
Exons: 2
Coding region: 1-1725 (574 amino acids)
Biological process (GO): tRNA processing
Molecular function (GO): flavin adenine dinucleotide binding; tRNA dihydrouridine synthase activity
Source: RefSeq, a predicted model, not a curated record
AUGACCGCCACACAACCUUCCGUCAUGGAGAACGGCCAAGAGAAGAAGCCUCUCUGCUUCCAGAGACCAAAGCUUCAUGGCCGCGCCUUCUAUGAGGCCCUCGGUAGCCCGAAGAUGGUGCUUGCGCCCAUGGUUGAGGCAUCCGAAUUUGCCUGGCGCAUGCUGAGCCGCUCAUUCAUGCCUGCUGACCAGAAGAACGACCUCCUCGCCUACACUCCUAUGUUCCACUCGCGCCUCUUUCACGAGAAACCCCCAUACCGCAAGCAGUCGUUCCAACCAUUGCGCGAUACCAUCCCCUCUCCGCCCGACCCCGAACAGCUCAAGCAAUAUACCACCUCCGACGCACACCUCGACGGCAACCCCGCCAUCGAUCGUCCCCUCUUCGUCCAAUUCUGCUCCAACGACCCGGAAGAUUUCAUCGCUGCAGCUCAACACGUCGCGCCAUUUUGCGACGCCGUCGAUCUCAACCUGGGAUGUCCUCAGGGCAUCGCACGCAAAGGCCGAUACGGCGCAUUCUUGCAGGAGGACUGGGAUACUAUCAGGGCCCUGAUUUCGCGCCUGCACGCCGAGUUGCCGAUACCGGUGACAGCCAAGUUCCGGGUACAGGAGACGCACGAGCGCACCCUGGAGUACGCGCGCAUGCUCCUCGACGCCGGCGCGAGCAUCAUCACAGUCCACGGUCGCCAACGCCACCAGAAGGGCCACGAGACGGGACUAGCAGAUUGGGAUGCCAUCCGCUACCUGCGCGACAAUCUUCCCCCAAAUACGGUCAUAUUUGCCAACGGCAACAUCCUGCAGCACGAAGACAUCGAGGCGUGCUUGAAGGCGACAGGCGCUGACGGCGUCAUGAGCGCUGAAGGCAAUCUGUACGAUCCAACUAUCUUUGCCGGUCCGCCUCCGGUCGGCCAGGAGGGAAGGGAGUACUGGAGGAGCAAGGAUGGCAAGGGCGGGUACAGGAUGGACGCCGUGUUCCGCCGGUACAUGGACAUCAUAUACAAGCACGUCCAGGGCGUUGCGCCGCCGGAGAGGAAACCGCUAUUCCUGCCAUCGGACCCGCCGGCUCAGGAGGCGGACAAAGGCGAAGAGAAUGAGGCGGCGGAAGAGGAGGAAGAGGGGCAGCCGCCGAAGAAGAAGCAGCGCUUGGCGAACAGCAACAAGAAGGACGCGAAGAAGUUUGAGAGAUCGACCGACCCGAACCUCACCGCCAUGCAGUCUCAUCUCUUCCGCUUGCUCCGCCCGCUCGUCGCCAAGCACACGAACAUCCGCGAUGCGCUGGCCAGGUGCCGUUCUGGCAACGUCGAGGCAUUUGAGAAUGUUCUGCAGAUGGUGGAGGCUGCCGUGAAAGAAGGACUCAUCGAGUACGAAAAGGAGGCGGGUGCCCCCGAGACCAACGGCGCUGCUGAACCGACGGUCGAGACCAAAGAGCUCGAUCCGCACGAGAGCUCCCUCGCAGCGGUUAACAGAUGCAAGCGGCCGUGGUUCAUCUGCCAGCCGUACGUGCGGCCACUACCGAAGGAGGCGCUAGAGAAGGGAGCGCUCUCGUUGAGCAAGAAGGACAAGAAGAAGAUGGAGGAGCAGAAGCAGAAGGAAGACGAGGAAGCGAAGAAGGCAGGCGUGGCGCCUGAGGGAAGGGUCGAGGAAGUGGAGGUUGAGAAGAAGGUGAAGGAUGGAGAUGUGAGGGUCGAGAAGACUGAGAUACCCAAGGAAGGGGUGGUGUGUGGUUGA